AUGGAACCCUCAUCGCAGUUCACUCAUAAAGCUGAAUGCCCUCGUUAUAACAGCGGCUACAUAUGCCGUGAUAUGCGCCUGCCAGAAAAUCGUCAUCUGGGCGAAUUUGUCCUGUCAGAAGUGCGACAAGUCUGCAAAUCAUACUAUAUGAACGAGUUUGCUCGUACACUCAACAACGCUGCUGUGUGCAGAUGUGAAGAAAAUAUCGCGUCAUCAUCGUCGUCAACGUUCCCAGUGUCUGACGCCUCACCAACAGAUGGAAUCAGGGCUAAGGAUUACUCGUCCGGGUUUUUCCACAACAAUUCAUACGUCGCUAAUAAAGCAAUCGGAGGAGAGGUGAAUGCCGGCAUGACGUCCGACAACCAGAUGACGUCAAAGAAGCUGUUCAACACCGUCAACGUUGGAAGAACGAACACAUUACUGAAGGCCGACUCCACGAAAAAACUUCGACGCUACGCUCACGUCGUCGAUAAUAAAGUGGGGUCUCUUUUUUUCGAGAAAUCUCUGGUUUAG
Molecule: messenger RNA, 513 nt
Organism: Angiostrongylus costaricensis
Lineage: Eukaryota; Metazoa; Nematoda; Chromadorea; Rhabditida; Metastrongylidae
Source: the annotation of a GenBank genome assembly